AUUAUCAGUUAUGUCUUCCAGGGUCAUCUGAAGAGAAUUUGAUUUGUUUGAAACAAGAUUACUUUACAUUUGGGCUGCACAAGUCUCUUGAGACUUAGUGGUCAUCUUUCAUUUUCCAUUUUUUUUUUUGAAACUUAGAUGAUAUUUACUAAAUGAAGAUAUUUAUUGUUAGAUCUUAUAGACAAACAACAUAAUGAGUAGCCUGUAAGGGUGAGAAAAGGCUAUAAAUAAAAAAAUCUUCAUUGUCAACCAGUAACUGGGCAGUGACAGCGUAGCUGAUAAUGACAAGUCCAUUAAUGCAGAAAAAAGCCAGUGCAAGAUCAUAUCAUAAAGAUGAAGAUUUGUUUUAAUUUUAUUUUUUAUUUUUUUAUUUUGUAGGUAAAUUUGAGCCACUACACAAUUUGCGUUCAUAAGUAGAUGAAAGAUCUAGGCAUUAAAUAGAGAGCUCAAUCACAAAAAACAGAAAUAAUGAGCAAAAAACGUACCUCAGCAGCUUAUGUGAUACUAGUGAAGCUAGUACAUCCUGCAAGUAACAAUCAGUACUCUUUUUUAUUUAUUCUAUUUAAAGUAAUAUUCAAGUUGGCCAAAUCAGAAAAGGACUAUUGGGCCUGGAGUUGUUCUGUUUUCUUUUCAACAAGCUGGAUAUGAAAGGCUUUUGACCACACAACUAUGAGAGCAUAAAACAUAAGCAUUGAAUGAUUGUAGAGUAGGAUGUCAAUAGCAUGUGAUUUCUCAAGGACCAUUGCAGUCACUAGACCCCAUCUAUUUAAUUGCUUCUUUACUCUUCAACUUUGAUUUUUUAAAAGAUAUAUCCCAUCAAGGAUCUUGAAUGUGUAUAUAUACACAUAAGAUUGGGGUUACUAGCACAUCAAUUUAUAACAUUCUCAAGUAUAUUCAGUUUUCCUGGCAAACCCUUUGAGAACUCUUUUCUUUCUUCUUCCUUUAUAUACAAAAUGGGAUUCAGAUUUCCAAGCAUUGUUCAUGCCAAGAAGCUGAUUCAGAGACCUUUUUCAAGUUCAAAAGAUGUUCCAAAAGGGUAUUUGGCUGUUUAUGUUGGGAAAAACAGAAUGAAGAGAUUUGUGAUCCCUGUGACAUAUUUAAACCAACCUUCAUUCCAAGACUUGCUGAGUCAAGCUGAAGAGGAAUUCGGAUUCGAUCAUCCAAUGGGAGCUCUUACAAUUCCUUGCGCGGAAGAUGCCUUCAUCGAUCUUAUUUCUCGAAUGAAUGCCUAAAGAUUGGCAUACACACUGAUUAUUGACAAUCUCUAACAAAAAUGAUUGUUGCAAACUUGCAAUUUUUAAGGCGAACAAUGCCUUUACCAUGUAUAUAUUUUUCCUUGGGGAUCAACAUAAAAAAGUUGUCCCUAAGAUGGAAAUAAAUGAAUACCAUUCCAAAACUUUUACUAC
Humulus lupulus (European hop) is the source of this 1406-nucleotide messenger RNA. Its product is annotated as auxin-induced protein 15A-like. Lineage: Eukaryota; Viridiplantae; Streptophyta; Magnoliopsida; Rosales; Cannabaceae. Gene Ontology annotation, biological process: response to auxin. Bases 954 to 1232 code for a protein of 92 amino acids. The record is from RefSeq and is a predicted model, not a curated record. The transcript has a single exon.